This is a messenger RNA of Cimex lectularius (bed bug), 1431 nucleotides long. RefSeq lists its product as uncharacterized. The transcript has 8 exons. The record is from RefSeq and is a predicted model, not a curated record. Lineage: Eukaryota; Metazoa; Arthropoda; Insecta; Hemiptera; Cimicidae. The coding region runs from base 12 to 1229 and encodes 405 amino acids.
UGAAACUGAAUAUGCACAUUUUUUUAAAAGGACGUCUGUCUAUUUUACAUCUGUUGAGCGGUCCUUCGAGAAAUCCUGUUAAAAUCACUGUUAAAACAUCUUGCCUCAGCAAUGGAACGGCUUAUAUACAAUCAAAGAAUUUGGAAUAUAAUUAUGAUAUGGUUGAUAAAAUUCAGCCUGUUUGUAAUGAAAGGAGUGAAAUGGCAUUUUACAACAAAACAACAGGGUUUUGUGAAAAUGUAAUUGUUAAAGUCAACUACGAUUUUAAAGUAGUGCCGGGACAAAUCACUGAAUUAACUAUCACUUUUGUUCUUACAAGUGUCCCUUUAAGACAAUCUUAUUUUACCCAGAACAAAAAACGAGAUGAAAACACUGACCUCUAUUUGUUUCAAAGUUAUUCCGUACAAUUUAACCCUUUGGAAAGCAAGACCUUUGCCCCGAAUGGGUACCACUUAGAAGAACAGAUACUUCUGUACAACAUCAGUUCUGAAGAUGACGAAUGCACUGGAAGUAACAAGUGUAAGAAUAAGCCUGCUUCAACAAAGCACACUGUUUGGACUAAAGAUGGAAGCAAGGAUAAUGAAUCGCUAAAGGGCGUCCGAAAAAUCCAAUCCGCACAGUUGAAAGCCUUCGGAGGGGAAAAUUGCGACGAGGAGACCCUAGUCACAUUCGGGUACAACGUUAUGAAAACCUGCCUGAUUAGUUUCGAGUCAGAACUCACCUGUGAGGAGCAACGAAAAGCAAUUUUGAAAAUACUCGACAACUAUUUGAAUUUCAACGCCGUUGACGAUGGAUUUGGAAACGCCAUUCCACACAUCAGGGAGGGAUGCACCGACAGGGCCUCGUCCGAAUUGGAUUUGGAAACGAACUCGACGGAAUGUCGCAUACCAAAAGGGAUCCAAUUCAGAGCACUUUACUCACCCGUGAGGAACAGGUCUGCUCGAUUCAAAAUAGUUGGCUUCCAUUCCAACCUAUGGAGCGGUAAGUGCACUCCUACAAUGUGCCACCUGAGCUGGUCUAUCUCAUUUUCCGAGGCCAAACCGCGAUCCUUGCAAUCCAGAUGGAUGGAGUAUAUGUUGUCGCCUAUCGGUUCUUCCUAUUCCUGGGCCAACCUCCUAUCUCACAAUUUGAACUUGGAAAGCCAAAGGAUCGACAAGUUCGGAACGCAAGGCUUCAGGCUCAUUCUUGUUCUCGCCUUUAUUGUUAUCAUUUUACGAUUCGAUUAUUAGAGCGUGCUUGCAAAUAUAAAAUAGUGUGGAAAGAAAAGUUACAAUUAGAUUUAGCCAGAUUUCAUUCAUACGAAUGAGUUCCGAACAGCGCAGAAACCACAAAGUUUUUUUUUUUUUUUUUUAAUUUUACGAUCUCGCCUGUGAUGGUGGCAGUUUUUGGUUUACUUGGUUUUUUUCUAUGAUUCAUACGCAUGUAUUUGUU